GUGUGUUCUGGUGAGAAGACAGCGCUAAAUCGGAUCGGAUCACUACUCUAGCUGGCUUCUUGCUUCCUGGAAGGAUCCUUUCAUUAAGAUAUAUCGCCGCCCUUUCAUUCUGCUGAUUGCUGCCUGACCACCUCCUUAUAUACUAGAAACCGCACAUAGUUCUUCUAUGUAUGCUUCAACGCCAGCCCGCCUCUUUGGUCUCCAUUUUCUCCAGCGCUUCUCUUCCCACCCACAGGUACAACCUUUAGCUGCUCCUUCUGGGGUUUCUUUCUUUUUCAUUUCUUGGCAAUUGAUCAUGGAGGUCUAAGGUUCUUGAGCUUGCAAUAUUCUUUUUGGCUUCGGUUUCUUAUUUCAUAAUUUUACUUCAUCGAUAUCCUCUUUGCUGUUGUUAGUUUCUGUUUUUGUGUUGAAGUUUCAGAAAAAUUUUACCCUUUCUUGGAUGCAAGAAGGAUCAUCUUCAGUUCAAGUGUUCUUGGUCAUAAAUUGUAUUGGAGUUGAAUCUUUUUCUUCAUUUAACUCAGAAUUCAUCUAUUAGAGCUGUUCUUGGUGGUUUUGACUUUUAGGCAUAGAUAGAUUAUCAUGGAUCCUAAAUACACAGUAAUUGGUGAACAAUCCAUCUUUCCGAACUCUGAUCGACACCCAGAUGACGAAAGUGGAUUUAAUUUUGAUAGCCCUUCCUCUGAUCUUAAUUUCGUGAAUGUUCUGUCUGAUUCCUCUGAUUUUGUUGCAAAUGAUUUGGGUCUGUCCUUUGCCUUUAGUCCUGGGGGAGAGUCAUUUAUCCCAGAGUUUAGUCCAGGGGGAGAAUCUUUUGAACCUUCUCCCGGCAGUAGUCCGGAGGGAGAUGCUUCUUCUCCCUCUACUGAUACUGAUUCUUCAGAUCCAGUACUCAAAUACAUAAGCCAGAUGCUUAUGGAAGAGAACAUGGAAGACAAGCCCCACAUGUUUUAUGAUCCGUUUGCCCUAAAGGCCACAGAGAAGUCAUUGUAUGAUGUGCUUGGUGAGGAAUAUCCUUCAAUCAAUUCCCCCCAGCUCCAUAUCAACCUCGAGAGCCCUGAUAGCAAUCUUUUGGGUAGUGGUAGUGAUUUUGGUGGGAUUACUAGCAGUAGCCCUAGCACUGGCACUGCCACCAGUGAUUUUGUUGAUCCUCAGUUGGUUGGUUAUGUUGGAGAAUCAAAUUCAGUUUUGUUGCAAACCUAUAUUCCCUAUGACUACCAUUUGCAGUCCAAUUCACAUUCCAGUUCUCAAUUUUCGGUGAAUUCUUCAAAUGGUCUGCCUGAUAUUGGCCAUGGUCUUAUGAGUUCUUCUGUGAGUGAGAUGUUGCAGAAUAUGUUUAGUGAGACAGAAUCUGUGCUGCAGUUUAAGAGAGGUUUAGAGGAAGCUAGUAAAUUCCUUCCUAAAGCUAGUCAACUAGUUGUUGAUUUAGAGAGUAAUGCAUUCGCCACUGGACAAAAGGAAGAGGCUCCAGUGGUUAUAGUGAAGGAGGAGAAAAUUGAGAGGGGGAGCUCGCCAAAUGGCUCAAGGGGUAGGAAGAAUCACGAAAGAGAGGAUUCAGAUUUAGAACAAGGGAGGAGUAGCAAGCAGUCUGCAGUAUAUGUGGAAGAGAGUGAAUUAUCGGAAAUGUUUGAUAAAGUAUUGCUUUGGCCGAUGUUGAAAGGUAAACAAUGGUGCUGUGGCCCUGAAGUCAAGCAGGAUGAAGCAAGCCAGAUCCCAAAGCAAAAUGAAAAAUCAAAUGGAUCAAAUGGUGGAAAGUCUCGUGCUAAAAAACAGAGCAGGAAAAAAGAAACAGUGGAUUUGAGGAGUCUACUGAUUCUCUGCGCACAAGCUGCCUCGGCAAAUGACUUCAGAACUGCAAAUGAGCUCCUGAAACAGGUUAGGGAGCACUCUUCCCCUUUGGGUGAUGGGUCUCAGAGACUGGCUCAUUACUUUGCCAAUGGUCUUGAGGCACGCUUGGCUGGCAGCGGGACUGGAAUGCAAGACUUCUACACUUCUAUUGCUUCAAGGAGGAUGACUGCUGCUGAUAUGUUGAAAGCUUACAAAACUCAGCUUCAUGCCUGCCCAUUUAAGAAGCUCUCAAUACUAUUUGCAAACAAAAUGAUAUUGCAUGCAGCUGAAAAUGCAACAACUCUUCAUAUUGUAGAUUUUGGUGUCCUAUAUGGUUUCCAGUGGCCAAUCCUUAUCCAGCUUCUCUCAAUGCGGCCUGGUGGGCCUCCCAAGCUGCGGAUUACAGGGAUAGAGCUGCCCCAACAGGGUUUCCGGCCAGCAGAAAGAAUUGAGGAGACAGGACGUCGCUUGGCAAAGUAUUGUCAGCGAUUUAACGUUCCAUUUGACUACAAUCCUAUUGCUGCUCAAGAAUGGGAAAAAAUCCCAAUUGAGGACCUUAAGAUUGAUAGCAAUGAGGUGCUUGCUGUGAAUUGUCUGUGUAGGUUUAAGAACCUACUUGAUGAGACAGUUGAAGUGAACUGCCCAAGGAAUGCUGUUCUUAACUUAAUUCGGAAGAUAAAACCCAACAUUUUUGUUCAUGCUAUCAUUAAUGGAUCCUACAAUGCUCCGUUCUUCGUCACACGGUUCCGGGAGGCACUUUUCCACUUCUCCUCUCUGUUUGAUAUGUUUGAUUCUACUAUACCUCGUGAGGAUCAAGAGAGAUUGAAGUUUGAGAGAGAGUUUUGUGGGAGAGAGGCCAUGAAUGUCGUAGCAUGUGAGGGCAUGGAAAGAGUUGAGAGGCCAGAAACCUACAAGCAGUGGCAGUUUCGGACUACAAGGGCAGGGUUUAAGCAGCUCCCGUUGGACCAGGAGGUCAUGGAAAAGUGUAGGGAUAAGAUGAAGGCAUGGUACCACAAGGAUUUUGUGAUUGAUCAAGACAGCAACUGGAUGCUGCAGGGAUGGAAGGGUCGAAUAAUCUAUGCUUCCAGCUGUUGGGUGCCUACAUAAGAAUUUUUUUUGUUGCAUCUCAUUUGCAGGUGUAAUAGAAAACUACAAGUUCAUCUGGAGCUGGGUAGGUUUGGAUAAUUGCAGAUUUGGGGAAAGAUACUAUAGUGCUGCCUGUCUCUUACAGAAGAACCUUAUGCAGAUGGAGAAUUCUCAUAUUAAAGCAUUAACUUGACUUUCAAUUAGUGCAUUUGAUGGUUGGAGGCCUGUCAAUCAUGGUGUGAAAUGAGAAGUACCUAUGACCUGGACAUGAUUGCCUUUUUUGAGCAUUGGAAAAGCCUGAAACCCUCUGUUUAGGUGACUGUAAUAUAGAUCAAUAGAGGCUACUGGCUUUUUUUUUUUUUGGGAAAUUUAUAAUGGAAUUAUGGGUUUUCUUUCUUGAAGUUAUGGCGAUCUUAGAAGGUUUUGAACCUUUGUUUUUGCUUGUAAAAUCCAUGACUUUGGAUGUAUCUUUAUCUGAUGAAUCAAAGUAGCUAGUGAGAUUUUUGGA
This is a messenger RNA of Manihot esculenta (cassava), 3415 nucleotides long. Its product is annotated as scarecrow-like protein 33. Gene Ontology annotation, molecular function: sequence-specific DNA binding; DNA-binding transcription factor activity. NCBI's taxonomy places the organism in Eukaryota, Viridiplantae, Streptophyta, Magnoliopsida, Malpighiales, Euphorbiaceae. Bases 580 to 2928 code for a protein of 782 amino acids. The transcript has 2 exons. Gene Ontology annotation, biological process: regulation of DNA-templated transcription. The record is from RefSeq and is a predicted model, not a curated record. Gene Ontology annotation, cellular component: nucleus.